Messenger RNA from Calliphora vicina (urban bluebottle blowfly), 1447 nucleotides. RefSeq names its product serine protease SP24D-like. The coding region runs from base 6 to 761 and encodes 251 amino acids. NCBI's taxonomy places the organism in Eukaryota, Metazoa, Arthropoda, Insecta, Diptera, Calliphoridae. Gene Ontology annotation, molecular function: serine-type endopeptidase activity. Gene Ontology annotation, biological process: proteolysis. The transcript is spliced from 2 exons. The record is from RefSeq and is a predicted model, not a curated record.
UUAGAAUGGCAUUCUGUUUGAAAUUAUUUGUAGGCAUUUUAGGUCUAGUAGCUUGUACUAGUGCAUUGCCAAGCGGUCGCGUUGUAGGCGGCUCAGAUGCUGAGAUUGGGCAGUUUCCUCAUCAAGUUUCUUUACAACGUUCAGAUGGAUCCCACACAUGUGGUGGAUCUAUUAUUAAUGAACGUUAUAUAUUAACUGCUGCGCACUGUGUGGUAGUGGGAAAUGGAGUCGAACCUUAUCCGCCUCAAUAUUUCCAAGUUCGUGUCGGAAGUGUCCAACGCACCAUAGGUGGAAAGUUGGUCCAACUUAAACGUAUUAUUGUUAAUAAGUCGUAUGGUAACUUUUUGAAUGAUGUUGCUUUAUUGGAGUUGGAGGAACCCUUAGUUUGGACCGAAAAUAUUAAACCAAUUGAAAUGGCUAGCGCGGAAGUACCAUCUGGUGAAGAUGUGAUUGUGUCUGGUUGGGGUCGUCUGUAUACCGGCGGUCCAAUUCCUCAUCGCAUGCAAUGGAAUGUUUUGAAGUCUUUAACAACCGAUGAAUGUCAGAACGCUAUAAAAUGGGGAUACGACAGUUUAAUAUGUUUGGCACAUGAAGUAAACAAUGGAGUAUGCAAUGGUGACUCCGGUGGUCCAGCUACAUAUCAGGGUAAAUUAGUUGGUGUCGCUGGCUUUGUUGUGGGUGGUUGUGGUUCCAAAAAUCCAGAUGGUUACGCAAAGGUCUUCUACCAUCGUCAAUGGAUCGAGGAAAACAUGACUCCAUAAUUUGUAUAAACAUAUAUUCUUUAUGUAGCCUAUACAGGUAUUAAAGCAGUGAUGUUCAUCCCAUACAACAAUUGUUUAAAAAAUUUAAACACAUUUGUUACGCUCUUUUAAAGAGCGUAAUAAAUGUCUCAUUUUUUCAGAAAUUCAAUAAGCAUUGUUGUUGGUUGGUUUUUGGAUGAAGCAUAGCAAACACACGCGUUUCAAUUACAAUUGAACACAAAAAAACAAAGUUAAAAAUAAAAAUAAAUAAAAAAUUGGAGAGUAUUUCGGCCGUAUAAUGUAUAUUCUUUCAUUUCCUUAAAAUUUAAAUUAUAUUCAUUUAAUAAAUUGGUUUUAUUUGACAAAAAUUCUAAAUUUAAACUUUCUUCAUUUUGUUAUUAUUUUAAGUGUUUGACAUUAUGUUUGCUGGGUAACUCUCUCACCAAAUAUCUUCAUUUUUAUUUUUGAACAUCACUGUAUUAAAGCGAAUAAACAAGGUGAGUGCGUCGCAGCGCACAGUGUUGCUAAAAGUCUUUUUUUUUGCCGCCAAUUUUUAAUUUUAAAUACUCAUAUUAAAGUUAACACCUGUGAACCUCAGAUGCCAAAAAUUCAAAUAUAACGCUUUCCCUAUAAACAGGUUGAUUCAAUAUGCACCUUUUUAUUAUUUGACUGAAAAGUAGGAUUUUGUAAUAAAUUUUGAAAAUUCA